AUGACAUUGCGAACAUUGCGUCAUUGCGGCAAUGACGUCUUUCGGGCUAAACCGAUCAAGCCAAAGGUUAACUCUAAGAAGUCUAAGAAAGUGACCGUCAUGUCUGCCACUGAGCUUCUCACUGGAGGCGUGGAGGAGGCAUAUGAAUUGGCUGACAUUGUAAGUAGAGAGCCAUGUCCAUUUGAUGGUCUGCUGUGGGAGAAGGCUCCUGAGGAGGUUGCUGAGAACACGAUGAUGGACCCCUUCAGUCCCCCACAGCUAGAAUCCAUUUUUGCUACGGCCAACUCCGCAUAUGAGGCAUGGGUGUGGCUUCACAGGGUGAUAGACUUCCGUUUAAAUGAGAAGAAGGCUGUGCCACCUUUCAUUGAGAUCCCAGUAUUGGGGCUCGACAUAGCUAUCGAUGAUGAUAAGCGCGCCCAACUAAUUUCUUCGAUCGAUGGAGUGUUGCAGGAUGACCGCUUGCCAUCUUCAACGGCUCAUAAGUUGAUAGAGAAGUUGACGUUUGCUAGCGGGGCCUUGGACACUUCUGCCCCAAGAUGGCUGACUAUCUUCGUCGGCAAUACGGCGGUAGAGUAUGCCCCGAUCAAGGGAUCUUCCUCCUGCCCUCUGAUGAACAAGAUGAUUUCCUCCUUUUGGGCGAAUGUUGCUCGACUUCAGCUCAAGGUGUGGGUGGCUAGAGUGGGAUCAAAGUCCAAUCCGUCUGACACUCCAAGCCCCCGCCACUGA
This is a messenger RNA of Perkinsus marinus ATCC 50983, 726 nucleotides long. RefSeq lists its product as hypothetical. The coding region runs from base 1 to 726 and encodes 241 amino acids. NCBI's taxonomy places the organism in Eukaryota, Perkinsozoa, Perkinsida, Perkinsidae. The record is from RefSeq and is a predicted model, not a curated record. The transcript is spliced from 4 exons.